UGCUUCCUCCCCUCCUGUUUCCACUCGAGAGAAUCGCCCCUUCCGUUAGCUCGCUCUCAGGCUCAGCUCCUCCCUGCAGCCUAUAUAUGUACCUGCGGCAUGCACUAGGAGUGCUCAUCUCGCCUCCUCCACCGCCACCGCCACCGCCCACCUCGCCUCCAUCGCCUCUCCGGCCCCAAACCACAGCAACAGCCAAACGCGUCAGCCAGCUAAUCGGGCCGUCGUCGUCGACCGUCCAGUCUCCCCGGCCAGCCGGCACCCCCCGUCACCUCGCCCCAUCUCCGUCCGCCCGCCGGCCUCGUCGACCUCCGUCACCUCGACCAUCGGGGAUCGUCCAAUUAAUCAUCCCGGCAUAUCCUGUCAACCAAUCGAGGGGAUAAAGCAGACAAAGCAGAGGAGGGAAUGGGCGUGAUGGAUGGGAUGAAGCCGGUGGCGGCGAUGGUGGUGGUGCAGUUCGUGUUCGCCGGCGUCAACAUCUUCUACAAGCUGGCCGUGUCCGACGGCAUGGACAUGCGGGUCCUCGUCGCCUACCGCUUCCUCUUCGCCUCCGCCGUCCUCUCGCCCAUCGCAUACUUCGUCGAGAGGAAGAAGCGAACCAAGGUGACGUGGCGAGUCCUGCUGCUCUCUUUCAUCUGCGGACUCUGUGGGGGCUCGCUGGCGCAGAACCUCUACAUCUCCGGCAUGAAGCUCACCUCCGCCACCUUCGCCUCCGCCAUGACCAACCUCAUCCCGGCCAUCACCUUCGUGCUCGCCGUGCUCUUCCGCUACGAGCGCCUCGCCAUCCGCACCCUGGCCGGCCUGGCCAAGGUCACCGGCACGCUGCUCGGCGUCGGCGGCGCCAUGCUGCUCACAUUCUACAAGGGCGCCCAGGUCACCCCUUGGCCCCCCACCCACAUCAACCUCGCCGCCCAGCUUGCCGCCCGGCACCAACACGACGAACAUGCCGCCUCCUCCCUUCACCCGGACAGCGGCAACCGUGCCAUGGGCUGCCUGCUCUGCACCGGCAGCUGCUUCUUCUACGCGCUCUGGCUCAUCCUGCAGGCCAGGCUCAGCCGGGAGUACCCCUUCCACUACUCCACCACGGCCCUCAUGUGCGCCAUGAGCGCGCUCCAGUCCGCCGCCUUCGCGCUCUGCUUCGACCGGGACCCCAUCCAGUGGCGCCUCUCCUCCGGCGUCCGCCUACUCGCCGUCCUCUACACGGGCGUGGUCGCCUCGGGGGUCAUGCUCGUGGUGCUCUCCUGGUGCGUCAAGUGGCGAGGCCCCCUCUUCGCGUCCGUCUUCAACCCCAUGAUGCUGGUGGUGGUGGCCGUGCUCAGCUCGCUGCUGCUCGGCGAGGAGCUGCACCUCGGCAGCGUGCUCGGUGCCGUUCUCAUCGUGACGGGCCUCUAUUCCGUUCUCUGGGGAAAAGGCCGCGAGGCGGCGGAGAACGAGCCCGCCAAGGCCCGCGCCUCCGGCACCGAGCUGCCGCACAUCGACAUCGUCGUGCAUCGCCAUGAUCCUCCUCCCACGCCACAGCAGCAGAGCACGGAGCCGGGGCCGGCGCGGUAAAAAUCGGAGCAGGCAUGCAGGAAGAGGACCAGCGAUCGAAGAGAUGAACUGGCCCAAGAUUUGUUACUGUUUUAUUUGUCAGGAAAGGAUGGACAGAGACUGUACCGGUGGAACUUGUCGCAAUUGGGAGAGUCAGUAGUUGAGCUCGUUUGUUGGGUGGUUAGGACUCGGUUAGAUCUAGCGUAGUUACAAGGAGUGGCUUCUCUGAUUCUGUUGGUGCUGAAAUGUGAAGAUAGAGGAGGGAAGGAUGUAGUACAAGGAACUUCAGCAGGAUGAGAUGAAUGGACAAACCAAUAAAUUUCGGACACAUAAUCCUUUUAGAUGAGAAA
Messenger RNA from Aegilops tauschii subsp. strangulata, 1877 nucleotides. RefSeq names its product WAT1-related protein At1g68170. Gene Ontology annotation, cellular component: membrane. Gene Ontology annotation, molecular function: transmembrane transporter activity. The record is from RefSeq and is a predicted model, not a curated record. Lineage: Eukaryota; Viridiplantae; Streptophyta; Magnoliopsida; Poales; Poaceae.